Molecule: messenger RNA, 1695 nt
Organism: Cheilinus undulatus (humphead wrasse)
Lineage: Eukaryota; Metazoa; Chordata; Actinopteri; Labriformes; Labridae
Gene: actmap
Product: chromosome 2 C19orf54 homolog
Exons: 7
Coding region: 274-1209 (311 amino acids)
Source: RefSeq, a predicted model, not a curated record
ACGAAGAAGAAGAGGGACGGGGAAAACACUGCCAAAUAUGGAUAAACAUCGAUACUGUUAGCUAGCUGUACUAGACCCAUGAGUGGGCGUGGGAGGACGCUUUAUUAUCGUCUUCAUACGAAUAAUACUCUUGUACAGGAGAAGAAAAAGGCGGAUAGUAUUUUAAACAGAACAUGGAUAACUGUACAAGAUGACCACCUUGACUGUAGCUAGCAGCUAACGUUAGCUCAGCUGUUUCAGGAGCAUUAAAAAAGCAUAUCAGUAGAGUGUCCCAUGUCACCACCACUUCCUCCUCCUCCUCCUCCACCACCUGCGCCUGCUUGCUGUCCUCCACCACCUCCUCCAGCUCCAGGUCCACCUCCACCUCCUCCAGCCUCAGCAUCUAAGAAGAAGCUGUAUCAGACUAUAGCUAGCAGCAGGAGUCCUGUAGAGGGGAACCACACUGAGGCCCUCUUACUGCUUCAUCAGAGGGAGAGCAGUUUCAGGAAGGACCUGCAGUGGAUACUUGUGAACACAUACGUGCCCUCCCUCAUCCAAGAUGGUCCACAGUGUGGUCUGGUGGCUUUGUGGAUGUCUGCUCAGCUUCGACAGCCACAGCUGAGUGUUGACAUGGAGACUGUGGUUCAAACAGCACUGAGCAGAGGGUACACGGCUCAGGGGGAAAUGUUUUCAGCUGACAACAUGGCCCUCCUAGCAGAAGAGGUGUGUAGCUGUAAGGCGGACCUGCUGUCAGGAGGACUGAGUGGUGACAACGCUGAGACCAUCAUCACACACCUGUGGGGCGGACAGCCUGUUCUCAUACCGUAUGAUGAAGACUACAAUCAUGAGCCGUGCCAACGCUGCGGCCACAGAGCGCACUGGGCGGCUGCUUCAGGUGUUCUCCUCGGUUUGGACCAGGGGGGCGUGAGCAAUGAGCACACUCAGCCUGAUUCCACUCUGCCUUGGCUUCAGCUUGCCUCUGACACUGGCUCCCCUUGUCCUUUUGGAGCAGUCGUCAAAGAGGUCUACAUCCUGGCUAAGCAGGGUAAAAGCCUGCGCUACCAGCUGUGGAGUUUGGACAGCGUCGCCCAAAGCAACAAGCAGCUGAGGACCAUGGACCCUCAGAGGGCCAACGAUGGGACUCAGUACGUUGUUCCUCCUGGAGGGGUGGAAGCUGGGCUGGCUGGGAAGGCAGUGUUACUUUACACAAGGACAAAAGAGCAAAAAUGAGUGUGACACAGGUUUACACUGGACACCAUCAGUAAAACUGUCACUCUUUGAGAGGAGUAAGUGGUAACUUAUGUGGUGAGGAACAUUUCAUAUCAAAAGACUCUGAUACACGCAUUAUUGUGAAAGGGCUUUAAAAUGUGACUUCUGACAUCACGGCAGUUAGUUAAGCUCUGAUGAUGGUUGAUUGUGGUUUCCGUUCAGGGUAUGACAGGUAUUUGUGUUUUUAAAUAGUCUCUUUAAUAUUUCCAGCUGUAUUGGGCUCUCACUGACACUACUGGAGACGGAAAAAAUGCCUUAAGACUGCAAUGUGAGAAAAAGAGUAUUUAUUGUAUUACACAAUGAAAAGAAAAAUCUCAGUUUGAAGUUUUUAUGUAGCCAAUUUGUGCUGCCAAACCUAUGCUGCAACCAUUACUUUUAUUUGAAAAAAGUUUUUAUGGAGAAUUGUAUUUUUUCAUCAAUGCAAAUAAAUCUCUGUGGAAAACACGA